Venustampulla echinocandica is the source of this 2172-nucleotide messenger RNA. RefSeq lists its product as uncharacterized. Gene Ontology annotation, molecular function: protein binding. Bases 1 to 2172 code for a protein of 723 amino acids. The record is from RefSeq and is a predicted model, not a curated record. The transcript has 4 exons. Lineage: Eukaryota; Fungi; Ascomycota; Leotiomycetes; Helotiales; Pleuroascaceae.
AUGGAUCCACACUGGGACAACUGGAGCUUCUGCUGUGUUCUAUGUGGUGCACCGAUCGGAUAUCCAGACAAUCAGUGGAUGCAGGAGAUGCGUGCUGUCUACUCUGACGAGAAAACAUGGCUGCAUCCUGCACUCUCUGGUGUCGGGUUCUGGCGCGAAGAGAACAGAUUUAUCCCAGCCGAUCCAGCCUCGCGCUAUGAUGAUCCCGGGAUUGCUGAUACGAGUAUGCCUCUAGUCGUUCAGAUCGUAGCUUUCCAUUGGGAGGAGCGCCCCGGACCUUAUUGGGGCUUUGGCUUCCACGCCUCUUGCUGGAGUGUUCUAUGCGCACUUUAUCAACCUAAAAAAGUCGAUAUCCAGCCUCUCAUCGACAUUUGCCGUUCAUUUCCCCACCAAGAUAAUCUCCCAAAUUGGGGCCAUGACUUCGGAGGACUUAUGCGAUAUAUCGCUGAGCCUUCUCAUCUCUUUCCAGGGGACGAGCCCGUGUUUUGGGGCCGGAAUGGUGUUGAUCGAGGCUUCGACGAGUCUUUGUUUAAUUUUGUCUGUUCUGCUGAUCCCUUGGAUCUUCCUGGUAUCAAGCAAGUAUUGCAGGGGACUUCCAAUCAAGAAGAAGCCCCCAAGGGAUCAGAAGCUAAGGUUGUCAAUAUCGCGCCUGACUCGCAAGACUGUUUUGCCCGCAUUCCAAUGGAGAUUCUACAACUUAUCACAUUGUUGUUGCCAUCCCGGGAUGUACUGCAACUCAAGCUGUCCUCCCCAACUUUUGCUAGGCUACUUCUUCCCGGUUCUUUUUGGGCUUCCCGAUUCCAGCCAGGGUUCGAAUUCCACUGCGUGUUUGAGGCUCGCCAGCCUCUAGCACGGCAAUUAGGCUGGAAAGAGUUGUACUUAGCCGUCCAAAAUAUUCAGUCAACUUCCAACUACCUUAACAGGCGCCGCGUUUGGGAUAUUGCCCUCCAACUAGCACAAAUAUGUGAUGCUAUAACACCAACUUCUAUGGAGGGCAAUGUGUCGCGAUCAUUUUAUGAGCCUGAAGGAACGGAAGACGAUGUUCCAUGGGAAUAUGCUGGUGGCUGGGUGAACGAACGUUGGGAGCCGUUUGAACGUGGUUGCGUAGCUUUAUGGACCCGUACCGCCGUGCUUCCAAGCAAGAUAAUUGGCAUGCAUGUGUCCUUCAUCACAUAUGCCAACGCACAAUAUGUUUCCGGCAUUCGCUUCCAACAACCUAAUGGACAGGAUAUUUGCCUUGGCCGGAUCUUCAAGAAUGAAACUUCUUUCAAUAUUAUGGCCCUUGCCCCGCAUGAACAUGGUAAUUGCAUCUCUGGAUUCCAUCUCGCCGUUGAUUCCAAAGGGAUACGAGCAAUCUCCGUGCAGACAGAAGUUGGGCAGACUUCGCAAUGGCUUGGCGACCCUUCUAAGACUCCUAAGAUGAGGCUAAUUGCACAAAGUUCUCACAUCAUAGCUCUGAAAGGCAGUUUUGAUGCAAUAAAGCUUGUAUCACUUGGCAUUUCGGAGGCAUCAACGGACACAAAUGGAUGUGUGUCAUUGGCGAGAAACCGAUCAGUCCGAGACACUGUGCGAUGGUAUCCAGACAUACCCGAUGAAACUCUUUCAAUCAAUAAUGCCGCCCAAUUAGACCUUCCUCGCCGAACUCUUUUUGUUACGAUGCUCUACGGUGGUUUGAGAGGAGUCCGCCUCCCACAUCUUAUCGGAAUCACUGCGUGGACUUUUGGUACUCUUGGAAUAUACCGCAUAGACUUCAUAUAUGACACCCAGAUUGAUGGCCAGAAAACCCAUACCGUCGGUGGACGCGGGCCAUUUUCGCAUUUUAGAAACGGCCGCGGAAGAAAUUCUGAUAGUUUUGCUAAUAGCGAAAUUUCUUUCCAAAUCGAUGGCCCGGGCGGCGAAAUGAUAACUGCUGUUGAUUCUGCAGAUUUGGACGGCGUCUAUAGGGGAAUUCGAGGUUUUCGUAUUCAAACUAAUUACGGGCGAAUGGCAAUGUUUUCUCCAGCUCUGGGGGUUGUGGGCGAAUAUUCUCUUGCAAUUAGACCGUUGCCUGUCGCUGAACGAACAACCAUAACAGGAAUCUAUGCUAGUUUUGUACGUAAUACCUCUGAUAUUCUUGCCGAUGAAUGGAAACUAACACCGAUGUGCUGUUAUAGUCAAGCAGUAGCUGCCUAG